GUUUUAAGUGUAAUGAGAUUUCUUUACUAAAAUAAGACAUUUUAACUAGAAAUAAGACAAAUAUUCUUCUUAAGACUUUGAGUUUUUGCAGUGAUCCAUUUUACUUAUCCUGUGAAGGACAGAAUCAUAUUGAUAAGUUCAGAAAACUGUUUUUUAUUGUUGUGUUUUGAUGUAUUUGAUGUAAGCCCAGUGGAUAUUUAAAGCUUACAGAAGGCUGCAUUUAACUGCUGCUAUUGUCAUUCCUGCACUAUUUCUGCAGGUGUUUGGUCACUGCUAUUAUUUAAUACAUUAUAUUAUUUGUAAUCAGCACAAAUUAUCUGUCCCCAUAUGAUAAAAUCCACCAUCCCCCCUGAUUCUUUUUUACAACUCGAGUACUGUAAGUGUUAUAUAUAUAUUAUAUACAUUUAUACAUAUAUAAUAUGGGCGUGGUCUGUCGGGUGUUCCUUGACCACGCCCCUAUGUGGGCGUGGCCUACGAUCCCUCUGGCAACAGUGGCUGAGUGAAGCGAAGCAGCACGUUGGUCAACAUUAAUGCAAGUCAUCGUGAACACAGCAGUCUAACAACUAACAACUAACAACAACUGUUGCUGCGGAGCCUCGUUUUCUUCCGGCUGUCACAUUUCAGAGUAGCGUAGCUGCCACGGAGACCGCAUGGAUCCCCAGAACACACACCCGGAGGCGAAGGUGCUGCUGAACCACGCCAGGAACCUGCGGCUGCACACCGGGAACCUGGUGGACCGGAGCCGGAUGAAGAAGAAGUGUCCGGGCUGCCCCAGCGAGGAGCUUCGAGACUGCAUCCAAGCCACGCUGAGUGAUUGGUUGUCUGCAAAAAAACCAUCAGCCAAGGACAUCCCAGAUACACUGGACUGCUCCAUUCCUGAGGCGACAGAUGCCAUCACCCCCGAAGAAAGGGAGGAGGUGAAGGUCUCAGUUAAGCUAUUUCUGUGUGAGUCGGGCCAGUCGGCUAUCAGAGACGCAGUUGGAAUGGCUUGCCAGGCGCUGGCGGUGUCCCAGCUGGACUCUGUUAUCAUAGCGCCACCUGGGCCUCCGGAGGCUGACGGGCAAACUCUGGCGUACCUGCAGCCGGCGUGGGAGGAGCUGGAGGCUCUGGUUAGGAGCCAGCAGAUUGCAGCCAUUGGCACCUCUGAUCUGGACAAAGAUCUGCUUGAGCAGCUCUACAACUGGGCACAGGUGAAGCCCAGCAGCAACCAGGUCAACCUGGCCUCCUGCUGUGUGAUGCCCCCUGACCUGACAGCCUUCGCUAAGGAGUACGACAUCCAGCUGCUCACACACAAUGACCCAAAAGAGUUGAUAUCGGCAGACACAUUCCAGGAGGCCGUGCGAGAGGGAGCAAAAGACCUGAGCAUCACUGAAUGGAGGCUUGAAUGGGUCCUGCGCUACUCCGUUAUUGUCAAAAGCAGGGGCAUUAUCAAGUCUAAGGGCUACCUCGUGAGUGCGAGGAGGGCGAGCCCUUAAUACUGAAGUAGAGGGGAAUAAAUGACACAUGGAUGAAGCCAUUUUUCUCCAUUUUCAUCUUAAGCGAAACAAAGUUAACUGCCGAUCACCAAGAGUCUGGAAGUCAUUGUUUUAUCUUCCUUAUAAGGUUGCAUCUUUCUCCUCUGUGAUUUAUUUGAUUAAAGAGAUGGCGGCAGUCGUUACCAUCCUCUGUGAGACCAUUGACAUUAACUUAACUUUGAAAGAAAAGACUCAUGAAGUGACAUUUAAAAGAUGGUAACUCUCACCAUGACCAGAACCUGGACAGAUCAGCUGUCCAUCUACUCAGUAGAAGCUGUUAGAUUAUUGGAAAACUUUGGCUGCUGAAUGUUGGUCCAAGCUGGAGAUCGUUUAUCCGUGUGCCGAUGUAAAGUGCCUGACGCUUUCUCUGUUCUCAUAACGGCUUUGUCUCCACUGUGUGUGUAAGAGCACAGCUUAAACCGGUUACACUAGAGCACAGGCAUUGGAAAUAAGCUGGAGCUUAAAGGGUUAAAUAAGUCGCUCUGACUGUCAAGUGUAAGACGAUAAACUAUAAAUGUGAUUUUGGUUAUCAGAAAUUAGAUCCAAUCACAUUUUGAAAGCAGAAAUUGUGAUCUAUUCUCAAUCGUGCAAAAAUGUUCUUUUUUCUUUUAUUUACAUUCCCCUAGAUAAGAACAAGGAUUCAAACCCAAAAAUAAAAGAGUGUUUAUUGAAGCAUUUUGAGUUACAGUUUUAGCUGGUUAAAAAAGACAACUAAAUGAUAUAUAUAAUUUAAUUUUGAUCUGUGUUUGAUCUAACCAUGCUGCUUUUGAAGAUGUGUUGACAUGUUUAUCCCGAUGCUCAUGAGAUUAAUUUAAGGGAGUGUUAAAAGUGCUACUUUGAGAACAGUAACUGGCAUACUGAUAUCUUUCAUAUUUUAUUAUAACGUGACGAAACUCCAGGUCGGAUGAUGUUGGUGAGUUGUUUUGAUGAAGGUUUUAUUUUUUUAAUCAAAAGUUUUUCCAGCAAAUUCUAAAUUCCUCUGUACUGUACAUUUAUGUAAACUGUUAUAUUUGUUUUGUUUUGUGUACGAUGAAUUGUUUUUUUUUUUUAAAUAAUGAAAACCUGUUUUUUGAGUUUUAUUUGGACACGAAUAUUUCAAUAUUCCAAGAAAAAGAAGAAGAAAAAAACACUGAAAUUUUGAGACAAUUUGAAAUACAUACAUUAAAGCAAUGAAAAUGAA
Cololabis saira (Pacific saury) is the source of this 2694-nucleotide messenger RNA. RefSeq names its product glutamate-cysteine ligase, modifier subunit (gene gclm). The record is from RefSeq and is a predicted model, not a curated record. Gene Ontology annotation, cellular component: glutamate-cysteine ligase complex. Gene Ontology annotation, molecular function: enzyme regulator activity; glutamate-cysteine ligase catalytic subunit binding. Lineage: Eukaryota; Metazoa; Chordata; Actinopteri; Beloniformes; Belonidae. The transcript has 7 exons. Gene Ontology annotation, biological process: glutathione biosynthetic process. The coding region runs from base 651 to 1475 and encodes 274 amino acids.